This is a messenger RNA of Plasmodium gaboni, 352 nucleotides long. RefSeq lists its product as hypothetical. NCBI's taxonomy places the organism in Eukaryota, Apicomplexa, Aconoidasida, Haemosporida, Plasmodiidae. The annotation marks the transcript as partial. The transcript has 3 exons. The record is from RefSeq and is a predicted model, not a curated record.
GAAUAAAGAUAGAAAAAAAGUCGGAGAGAACAAAAAAGAUGAAUAUAAUACAUGUUCCAAUCCAUUUUUACAUAAAGAAGAUAUAAAACCUUUUGAUAUAAGUAAUAUGGAAUAUGAUAACACUGGGUCCGAAAUUGAGGAAGAAACAAAAUUACAACAGAAAAAAAUACAACAAGCUUCUUUCAACUUAUUGCUGAAGAAAAGAAUUAAACAAAUGAAUAAACAAAAGGAAAACAUUCAAGACAAGGAGGAUGAGAGCUAUACGUUUCAAGAUGAAAUUGGUGAUUUCGGAAAAAGCUGGUACGAAGAAAAAUUAGUUAAUGAUAUACCAAGAAAAUUGACAAUUUUUUAA